AUGGCAUCUUUCAGAGGUACUUCAAGCCCCUCAUCAUCUGCCAGUACUGCCAGUACUUCCAACUCUUCAUCACUGGCCAAAACUGAUCUUCAAACUGAAGAAGAAGAGGACUCUGAUUCAGGGUUUGGAAUAUUCGCUAAAAAGGACUUCAAGCAAGGUGACUUUCUUCUGGAAUUAGAGUAUGUUGGUGAUGUAAUAAAUACCCAAGAAGCUGAGAAAAGAAGCAAGAUAUAUUCCCGUGAACCAAAGUCAACACCAAGAUGCUAUAUGUAUUACUUUUACUACAAGGGAGAGGAACGCUGCAUCGAUGCUACAAAAGAAACACAGAGACUGGCGAAAUUUGUCAAUGAUGCUUCAAUGAAAGAUCCGAAGUGCAACGCAAAAAUGAAAUUAAUUGUGUGUGAGGGCUAUCCAAGAUUGUGUCUUUUUUCAAUCAAAGACAUUAAAUGCGGCGAGGAAAUUCGUUAUGAUUAUGGAGAGGACGAAAAUCUUUUGUUUUGGAGGACAAAGCUGAAUAUACGCAAAUUCCAGAAAUAUUUUGUGAGCGUCAUGGAUAUUCCAAUGGAUGAGUUUAUUCACAAACAAUCGGAAAUUGAAUCGUCGUCUGUUAUGUUGCUAUAA
Molecule: messenger RNA, 621 nt
Organism: Mercenaria mercenaria
Lineage: Eukaryota; Metazoa; Mollusca; Bivalvia; Venerida; Veneridae
Product: N-lysine methyltransferase KMT5A-like
Exons: 5
Coding region: 1-621 (206 amino acids)
Molecular function (GO): protein binding
Source: RefSeq, a predicted model, not a curated record